This is a messenger RNA of Cercopithifilaria johnstoni, 1329 nucleotides long. Lineage: Eukaryota; Metazoa; Nematoda; Chromadorea; Rhabditida; Onchocercidae. The record is from the annotation of a GenBank genome assembly.
AUGAUUUCUGAACCUAUUACACCAAUCAUCCAGAAAAUUGAUACGCCUCAGUUUAAGGCACUUUUUACUCCCGAACUUGUCAAGCUUAAUGAUCUCUUCAAAACGAAUAAUUUUCAAUUGCGUAUGGCUGGUGGUGCAGUUCGUGAUCUAUUAAUGGGUAUAAAACCAUCUGAUGUUGAUUUUGCGACAAAUGCAACACCAGAUGAAAUGAAGGAAUUAUUUGUCCGAGAAGGUAUCCGAAUGUUGAAUAAAAAUGGUGAGGAACAUGGAACGAUUACUUGUCGUAUCGAUGAUAAAGAAAAUUUUGAAAUUACAACUUUAAGGAUUGAUAUUGUUUGUGAUGGACGUCGAGCAAAGAUUGAAUUCACAACCAAUUGGCAGCUCGAUGCAAAUAGGCGUGAUCUGACGGUUAAUUCACUUUUCUUAGAUUUGGAUGGCACCGUCAUCGAUUAUUUCGGUGGAAUAAAAGAUUUGGAAAAACGGCAAAUUGUUUUUGUAGGCGACGCAAAUCAAAGGAUUCAGGAAGAUUAUUUGAGGAUACUGCGAUAUUUCCGUUUUUUUGGUCGACUGGCACUAGACGAUGAAGCACACGAGAAAGCAACAUUGGAUGCGAUUAUUUCGAAUGGUGGUGGCCUAAAAGAUAUAAGUGGUGAACGAAUUUGGAUGGAAUUGAAGAAAAUUUGUGUUGGCCGUCUAGGUGGUGCAGUAUUAACAACAAUGCUAAAACAAUGUAAUCUAGCUUCUUUGUUGGGACUUCCAGAAAAUGCGGAUACAGCAUACUUGUGCAGUUUGCACAAACGUUAUUAUCCCAAAAUAGAAGCUAUGACUUUGUUGUCGUCAUUGUUCAUUGAAAUGGAACAAAUUGAAAUAUUUCACAAAAGAUGCAAAUUAUCGUAUGCCGAAAGAACGUUAGCCGAAUUUAUAUUUGAACAUCGUGACGGGGCAAAAAAGAAUGCCAGUUCAAUUUUAUUUUUCAAAAAUAUCUUGUUGAAUGAAGAACGAUUGCAUAAGCUUACAAGGAAGAAAGUCCAGACAAGCCGAGAAAAAGUGAUCGAAUUAGCAAAAUAUGCAAUGGUUGAUGACGAAAUGAUUAACGAGUUGAAUAUUUGGAGACCGCCAAUAUUCCCCGUCGGCGGAGUUGACUUAAUGCAUAACAAUAUUCCACCUGGACCACAUGUUAAACAGAUUCUCGAUCAUCUUUUUAAAAUAUGGAUCGAGAGUGGAUGGAUGAUGAGCAAAGAAGAGUUGUUAACGCAUGUCAAUGAUAUCGAAUGGGAUGAGAAAAUUCGUCCAAGGUGCAAACGAAAGCACAGCAUUGGUACCAAAUGA